Messenger RNA from Sinocyclocheilus anshuiensis, 2029 nucleotides. RefSeq names its product RUN domain-containing protein 3B-like. Bases 88 to 1422 code for a protein of 444 amino acids. The record is from RefSeq and is a predicted model, not a curated record. The transcript has 11 exons. NCBI's taxonomy places the organism in Eukaryota, Metazoa, Chordata, Actinopteri, Cypriniformes, Cyprinidae.
UGAGAGUCAGUCAAAGCACUGAUCUAAAGCAUCAGAAGAGAAAAAGACGUGAGGAAAUAAACAGUUGUGCAUCAGAAAGAGACUAUCAUGGCAUCGUUAAAUCUCGGGUUCAACGGGGCUCGUAAAAAAGCUGUAGCGCGUAUCAGAGCCGUAGAGAGGAGGAAUCUGAUCACCGUUUGCAGGUUCUCAGUGAAGACCCUCAUUGAUCGCUCAUGUUUUGAGACGAUAGACAACACAUCUGCUGAGUUCAUCAACUUUGUCUCCAUUCUAGAACAUAUUCUCAGCCAUAGACUGAAAGGUCAGGUCAGCUGGUUUGGCUACGAGAGCCCGCGCAGUUUCUGGGAUUACAUGCAUGUGGCGUGUAGUAAAGUCCCGCACAGCUGCAUCCAUAGCAUCGAGAACAUGGAGAACGUCCGCAGUUCUAGAGCAAAGGGUCGUGCCUGGAUGAGAGUGGCGUUAAUGGAGAAGCGUUUGUCUGAAUACAUCUCUGCAGCUCUGAGAGACUUCAAAACUACAAGGAGGUUUUAUGAGGAGGGGGCUGUAGUUCUGGGUGAGGAGGCGGGGCUUCUGGCAGAUACACUGAUUGGACUGAAUGCCAUUGACUUCAGUUUCUGUCUGAAAGGGGAGGGGCUUGAUGAGAGCUGUCCUGUCGUCAUUGACUACACACCAUACCUUAAAUUCACACAAACUUCUGAGAGCAUCAGCAGUGAUGAGGAGGAAAUGAGAACGAUGGGCAGCAGCGGCAGUGAAUCAGGCACUCCUGAAUCCCACAUGGCCGCCAGUCUGAUGGCCGAUCAGAGCACCUGGUACAGCAAGAGCAAAAGACUAGAGCAGAAAUACAGAGUCGUGCUGGAACAGAAGGGUUAUCUGGAGGAGCUGGUGCGUCUGAGGGAAGUUCAGCUCUCUGAGUCUGUCUCUCAGAAUAAAUCUCUACUGCAGCGGCUCACAGACACCGAAAUCAGCCACAAACUGGAGAAAGAGCAGCUGGAGAUCAUCAUACUGACGGUGAUGAAGAACUAUGACCUUCGCUCCAGACAGGAGCUUACCUCGCACCUGACAAACCAAUGGCCCUCACCUGCUGCCUUGGAUACCGAUGCAGUUGCCUUGGAUACGCUCCUGUACAGGAAACGCACAGGACCAUGGGAAGAGAAAAGCUUCCAGAGUUUGGAGCAGCUUUCUGCAGAUACGAGUCUCUCUCAGAUGUCUCUGGAUCCAGCACAACUGAACACACACAGUCUGGAGAGCAAGGCAGGACUUACACACUGGCACAGAGAAGGGAAAGAGGAUACUCCGUCUCUGAGGGGUUUGUGUGGUUCCUUAACCUCAAUGGCCAGUUACAAAUCUCUGGCUAGUCUGAAGUCCAGCGAGUAUCUGGCCAGUCCAACAACAGACAUGACCAGCCCUGGACUGACUCCAUCCUGAGAGACAAGUAUGGACAUACUGUAUAAAUGCAUACACAAACACACCAGCCUGCUUGAGAUGGUGUGGACUUCAAAUUGAAGUGAAGAAAGAAAAGCUACCUAUCGGUACCAUCCUCAGAGCUUCUAAGAGACAUUUCAGCUAGACAAGAUGAAACCCCAGUGCUAUCCCGACUGGUUUUAGUUUAAUUUGAAGUGCAAUUCAUUUUCAAAUCUGAAGUCCAUAGCUAGUGUAAGCAUUAGCAUUAGUGAAUAUUGAGCAUAAUGUAUCACGAUGAAUGACAGUCUUGACUCAGGACAUCAGUGAAUUUCAGAUGUUUGUGAAAUUUUGUUUAUCUACCCAGUUCAAAUGUUUGCUGUUUUUGGAAAGUCUAUAGAUAAAGGUUUUCAUGGUGUUUUAUUUUUGCUUCUGCUCAUAAAAUUUGUCCUGUGUGGAAUUAUACUGAAUAAUUACUAAACUCUGAUUUAACUUCAGUGCCCCUAUCGAAACUUAUAGUUUAUAAAAAAAAAAAACACAUCAUAGCACAUCACAGCUAUACUAGCACAGCUAUGUAGGAAAUAUUUUUAUAUAUUUAUUUUAUUUUAUUAAUGUUUUAUUUCAUUUAAUAUUU